AGCACAAGCGAUAAAAUGGAGACCCAAACAAACACAGUACAAAGUAAACAACAGCAAAUUCACAGACGAGUACAGCAGAAAAUUGCCGGACAAUAUUUGGAUCAUGUAGACCCAGAUGGUGUAUUUGUUCGGGAAUUCUUCCCAGAAAAGCUAGCAGAAUUCAAACAGAUUGACAGUGACACAAAGAAGAAGUUUGAUAUUCAACACAGGAAAUACAGAAAGUCUGAGUCAGCGUACAGUAUACAGAAUGUCUGCUGGCUGAUUGCAUCUAUGGCUGUGUUUUACUACACAGACUUCUAUCGAGCAGUAUUAUAUGACCCCAGAAUUCUCAGGCUGUGGUUUAAUGUGGGCGUGGUCCUGGUGGGCGUUAACAUCUGUAUCGCCCUGUUCCUCAUCGUCUACCUGUCCUUCAUCAAGAAGGUCCACUCUGAUGAAUGGGAGAGUCGAUAUCCUGCCGCCAUACCAGUUGCCUCUGCUGCCUUUGUUGUUGGGGGCAUUUUUAUGACAGUUGGCUUGUGGCCCGUGUGGGGGAUCUUCACUCCGGCCAUCCUCAUUGUUUUCCUCAUGGGCUUUGUGGUGCUCAUUGCCAUGAUGCCGAACUUCUGACCUGGACAUUUCAACUUGCAGACUGGAAUGAGCUACAUUUAUGAUAUACGCACUUUCAUUUUCUGUUCACUGUAAUGAGCAAGUAACACAGUCGUUAAUCUUGUGUUAAUUGUCAUAGUUUUUCAUCAUGACCAUGAUGUCCACUUUCUGACAUACAAAGGUAUACAUGGACUCACAUAGUUCUGUCCGUUCACUGUUAUGUUUUUAAGGAUUAAAAUGUAUUUCAUGUUCAUAUAUUAUGCAAUCUUGAAUGCUCUGGUCAAAAUUCCCUAUAAUUAAUUUCAACCUCUCUGUGUGUUCUAAUUGUUUUAAUUAAUGAGUUAUAUCAAGUCAAACUAAGAAGAACCUCUGUUAUAACCAUUUAACGUUUGUUCAAGCUGCGCUCUCACAGAAUGACCGUUCUGACCCUUUUAUUUUUAUUUAAAUGAGCCAAUUUUUGCAUAAAGGUCUGGAAUCAGGGAUAUAAGAUUGCUGACAAAAGAUCGGAUAGUAGUUUUUUUAUAUUUAAAUGAUCACCAUUUAAUGUUUGUUACAGCUGUGCUCUCACAGAUUGACCGUCAUGAAACUUUUUUAUAAUAUUGCUUGGAAUGAGCCAAUUUUUGCAUAAAUGUCUGGAAACCAGUGAAAUAAUACUACUGACAAAAGAUCGAAUAGUUUUUUUUUAAUAUUUAAGUCAGAAAAUUAUGUUUUAUGGCUUAAAACUUCACUGAUGCUUUAAGAAAAGAGUUUUUCAAACAAGUGAGAUCUGUUCUAUUGAAGGCAUUGAUGCUAAAAUCAGCUGAUUCUGAGACAAAAGUUAAAAGAAAAGUGAAAACUGUCAAUCUGUGAGAGUGCAGAAAUGUUAUUAACAAUGUAAAUAUAGUCAUUUCAUCUUAUACUUUGUUAUGGGCAACUGGCACACAUUAAUACCAGACUCAUAAAUUCAAACUUUCAUAUUUAUCUGAACCAGAAGCAUCCCAAGGUUCAUAAGAUUGUUAUAAACGUUUACCUGGUUCUGUAUAUUUUACAAAACAUUUUCUUCAUGUGGAAUAUGUCAGUUGAGAAAUAGCACACUUUGCUUUGUUAAUACAAAACCUGUUGGCUGUUUUGUAAUGGGGACCAAGGGGAAAACUGCCUGUAUCGGCUCAUAGAUCAUGUUUGAUUGUACAUGUACAUGUUUAUACGAGGGCAUAUCAGAAAAUAUGUGGACUCUAUAUAUGAAACAUUCAAUUUAGAUGAUAGUUAAAUCUAUGUAUUUCACAAACAGUAUUAGGGCCUAUUUUUUGAAAGUGCAUAAACUCAUCAAUGUACAUUGAUUUUUCUUGAUGAAGUAAUAUCUUUUAAAGGUGAGGUUGAGCAUGCCCAACGGCGUCAAGUGAGUUAUCUUUUUUAAUCAAAGUGCAAAAUGAACUUCGUCUUGUUUUGUUCUAAAAUAAUGAUAGUAGUCGUUAUUAUUUUUUUUAAAUAUUUUUAGAUUACAACUUAAAACAUGUUUUAGCCACAACACCAUUGCAAUAUUUUACUACCCAUAAAGCUCCAUUAUUUUCAAAUGUGCAUGCUUACAUAUCAUGCAAUGCUGACUGAGAGAAGACCGUAAUUCUAUGUUUUUCCAUUUGCAUUUGAGGGUGUCUUAUUGGUGAAUUAGAAAUAUCAGGACUGUUCAAUGCUAACCUAAUUUAUUUAACAAAUUGAUGAGUGUUAUAGCUACAUCUGCAUGUAUCAUGUUUGAAUCCAACUCUCACUGAAAAAAUACAAGAAAUUCCUGUUCCAUACAUAUACAUGACACCAUUCUUUCUUUUUGUGGUUACAUUCGUGCAUUAAAGUCUGAUUCUUAGAAAUCUUGAUUCAGAUUUUUUUUAACAUUUUACUUCUGAUACAUAAGGGCAUACAGUGUCACAGUAAUGUAGCAAUAUUAUAAGUUCCGGGGUUAGUAGGUGACGCGAUAUGGGAUAUAUGAGGCAAAGGAAACCAUAUCUGGUGAGAGCGAAGCUCGAACCUGAAUAUGGUUUCCUAACUUAUUGUUAUUGUGUCUGCCGUCUCAGCUGUUAAUUGCUUAUACAAACAUCAAAUACCAUAUAUUUGCUGCAUUUUGUUCAUAUUCCUUGCAUUUUUGUAAAAAGAUUGCUUUCAGUGAAAAAAAUAUGACAUAAAAACAUAAAGUUUUAUUAAAGUUGUUUAGAAAUCAAAUCCACAUAUUUUUUUAUCCACCCUCAUAUUUUGUUUAAAAAAUCUGUUCAUGUUUUAAAGUGUUAUGCUUUCUGUCUGUCUGUCUGUUCAUGUUUCACUCAGUAAAUUGUUUAUUUAUUUAUAGUUUUAUACAUAAUUGUUCUCUUUAAUAAAUUAUCAAAUACUUUACAUAUGUGUUAU
This is a messenger RNA of Mya arenaria, 2952 nucleotides long. RefSeq names its product transmembrane protein 128-like. NCBI's taxonomy places the organism in Eukaryota, Metazoa, Mollusca, Bivalvia, Myida, Myidae. The transcript is spliced from 6 exons. The record is from RefSeq and is a predicted model, not a curated record. Bases 16 to 606 code for a protein of 196 amino acids.